This is a messenger RNA of Cyphellophora attinorum, 465 nucleotides long. RefSeq names its product Alcohol dehydrogenase 1. The transcript is spliced from 5 exons. The record is from RefSeq and is a predicted model, not a curated record. Lineage: Eukaryota; Fungi; Ascomycota; Eurotiomycetes; Chaetothyriales; Cyphellophoraceae. The coding region runs from base 1 to 465 and encodes 154 amino acids.
AUGGGUCUGCGCUCCAUUGUCGUCGACACUGGCGCCGAACGAGCGACUCUUGCAAGAACGUACGGUGCAGAACACUUUGUCGACUUUCGGCAAACAUUUGAUACCUGCGCUGAAGUUGUGCGGUUGACUGAGGGUGGUGCUCAUGCUGUGUUCGUCACAGCUGUUCAGGCAUGCCCGGUUGGACUAGGAUAUUUCGGGACUAGGAUUGGUGCUAAGUUGAUCAUUGGCAUCCCACCGCAGGGCAAAUAUCACCCGGAUGUUGAUCCUAGCCACAUGACUGCGUUCAAUCAACACGUUGUCGGAACUUUGGUCUCUAGCCUUGAAGACAUCAAUGAAACACUCGAGUUUGCCAGGAGGGGUCUCCUUGCCCUUCAGCCUACUGUUGUUGGUCUCAGUAAGUUCAACGAGAGUGUGCAGAAGCUCAAACGUGGCCAAGUAGCUGGCCGUAUUAUCGGCGAGGGUUAA